CCCGCGGAUAACGGAACAGUUAGUGGCGGAGUUUCGAGUGUGUCGGUUGUGCGGCAGCGGAAUAACGGUAUUCUUCCAGAAAGCUAACAUCCAGCCCAGGACAAUAAAAGAAACAUUCGAGCGAAAGGGAAUGAUGAAGUGGAAAAAAAAUCAGUGAUUCCUAAAAUAAACAAACAAAAAUACAUAAAAACGAUACGCAAAGUGCCAAAAGAAAGCAGUGACUUUGGAAAAGGCCAAGGAAAGUCAAAGUCAUGAUUUGAGCUGGGAACGAGAGUUGCAAAUGCAAAAACAACAAUGAGAUGCUGGCACAAUGCGGCGAGGCGCAAGAAGAAGAGCCUGGCGGUGGCAGAGGACCGACAUCCACUAGAGAGAGUCUGCCAGCGACAGCAACAAGUGGCCAACGGCACUUUGCGAGAAAUAAGAGGCGUGCCUUCGCUGUUGUUAGUGCUGCUGCCGAUGGUGCUGCUUGUGGCAGACGCAGCAGCUGCAACAACAAGCCCCGAGGCCACCGCUACAACAACAAAUGGCAAUGCGACGACAACACCAACCGGAUCCGGAGCAGGAAUAACAUCAUUCACCACAGCAACAUCAUCCGCACCACCAGCUGUGGCGGGAAAAUCGUCAAAUCCCUGGGGAAAGUCUGAGGUCCUGGACGAUCCCUUUAAGAAUAUAAUACGAAUUGGAGAUGGCAAUACAGUCACAAGGGAGGCCAUCGAACAGUCUCUGGUGACGGUCCACGACAUUGCCACCGAAAAUUUGGGCACUCUUUGCAUCUCAACCCUGUUCCGACCCCUAAAAGUGCCAAUCAACUCGGAGCGUUUUGAGAGCUCCAGACAGAAAGCCGAUUUGGCCGCUUCGAUACUCCAGGAAGUGGGCAUCAUUCGACACGGCGGACUCUCGGAUGCCUUGGCCAAGGGCCUGCUAACCGAUGACUCCAUAACAGGGGCUCGCAUCUUGGCCCUGAAUCUGACCAACGGAGCGGUCCAGUCGUAUGUUUGGUGGGUCGACGGGGGACAGCCGGAGACGCAGCGGUACGAGGAGGAGGGCCUACAGAUCGGCAAAAAACCCUCCAGCAGUUAUCCCUGGUUCGACGACGAAACCAGCUCACCCACCCUGCGGUCGCCGAAGUUCGCCCCCAGCCCGCCGAACAAUUACUACAAGGGCUGGUGGACGUUCCCGUACUUUUCCUGCUCCCUGGGCCGCUGGCUAGUGUCCUACAGCAUCGCAAUCCCUCCGAGCGGCCGCCAUGGGCUACGAGGCUUCAUCAGCAUCGACAUCGACGUCACCACGCUCCGGGUAAACCAGUGCGAGGCAGAGCCGUACCACUUUGGGAGUCGCCGCCAGAAGCAACAGCAGCAACGCUUGGCGACUCGCCGGUCUCCGUUCCUGGCUAGCAGCCGGCCUGUGGGAGGAUUCGUGGCCAGUCAGGAUGAGGCCACUAUCAAUGACCUGCAGGCAUUCCACAGCUCCCACAAGUGCCAUCGCGAGUCAAUGAUGUGCGAUUACCGGCAACCGACUGCGGAAAGUGCAACAAUCGGUGGAGGCAAGUUGCUGACCACAAUGGGCGGGAGCAGCAGCUGGGCCAGGGGCUCUUACCAGUGCCUCUGUCGCAGGGGAUUCUACUCCCUGCGUCACCCGGAUGGCUUCAACGGCACCAUCAUGGAGAUCGCCUGGCAGGAGCAGCAGGACAAUAUAAGCAACUACUACACGGAUGUCUUCAAGUGUUUGUCCUGUGCCCCCGGCUGCGACACGUGUACCGGUCCGGAGCCAUGUCUGGCCAACUUCAAUUGGCCGUUCAGAAUAUCCUUGCUGACCAUCUCCAUUGGCUGUGCGUGUGGCACCUUUAUCCUUGCCGGCUACCUCUUCCGGCACCGACGUGUCAAGGUCUUCAAAGUGGCCAGCCCCAUCUUCCUGAUGAUCACGCUCAUCGGCUGCGCCAUUAUGUAUCUGGAGAUGGUAGCCAUUUUUCCUUAUCUGGACAUGAGCUGGUGUAUUGUUACCAAAUGGACUCGCCACAUGGGCUUUUGCAUCACCUACACUUCGCUUCUGAUGAAAACUUGGCGAGUAUCUCUAACAUACCGGGUCAAGUCGGCCCACAAGAUCAAACUGAAUGAUCAGCAAUUGUUGCAAUGGAUGGUGCCCAUACUCCUGGUAAUGCUCAUCUAUUUGGGCACUUGGACUAUAUCAGCUACUCCGUAUGCGGAAGUGAUAUACGACCAAAACCACUUGAAAUUCAAGCAGUGCUCGUACAACUGGUGGGAUCACAGUCUGGCCAUCGGCGAGGUGUUCUUCUUGGCCUGGGGAAUCCGGGUCUGCUACAACGUCCGGAAUGCGGAGAGUCUCUACAACGAGGCGCGACUCAUUUCGUAUGCCAUUUACAAUAUAGCCAUUGUAAACAUAGCCAUGGUGGCGUUCCACGUCAUGCUGUUCCCGAAUGCUGGCCCUGAUUACAAGUAUGCUCUGGGAUUUGUGCGAACCCAGCUGUCCACAACAACCACUAUUGCUUUGGUGUUUGGGCCCAAAAUACUCCGCGUAUUCAAAGGUCAGGGCGACAAAUGGGAUCAGAAGGCCAAGGUAAGGAGCAUAACGGCUUCCUUUUCCCUCAAUGGAGUGGGUCUUGUGCCAGAGGAGUCCCCAGACUUGUACCAGGAGAACGAGGAGCUCAAGGAGCAAGUCCAGAAGCUGGCUCACCAAAUCGAGUUCAUGAAGACUGUACACAUGCAGAUGAACAACAGGCAUCUGAAGCCGAAGCCGGGUGGAUAUUUUACCAUAACGUCGACCUCUUUCCAAGCGCCCUACAGCAAAAACACGGUUUCCACGGCGCAAACCCAGACUGGCAAGGACGAAGCCAGCGGCACGCCAACAAAACUCAAAUCGCCAAAGGGCAAAGUCUGACGAGGUCAACGAAGUGUUAAAGAUUGCUCAAUGGAGGUGGAGGAUGCUGCGAUUGAUUUUAGUUUCCAGCAGGCAGAGUCGGAGGAGAUGCUGACCACCAUAGAGGGAGCCACUAGGGAGCCAAGACCAGAUGAGGUGCUCUUGAUCGACCAGUUCCAGCGCCUGUUUGCGCCCAUUUUGGACGACAGCCUGAGGCUGUACUACCAGCUGAAUGACUAUGACGACGAGGAGGCGGAGCACGUGAGGAUCCACCAGACGGUGGCGCAGUUGAGUGAGACGACCAGCAGCGAGGAGGAGGCCACGCAAGUGACCAGGGUAAACACUCCCACACCACCGCCGGCGGACGUGGAGCUCCUGCUUCCGUCUUCCAGCGACAGUUCCACGGCUAGCAGUUCCCUCUACGCGAUCCACACCCCGUCGCCGGCUCAUCCCAGUGGUCUAGUCCUGACGCCCCAGAAUCUGGAGUCGUCCUUGCUACUAUCUGGGAGUGAGACCCACACAGUCACCGAGCUAGUGCAGCUGCACAAUCCGCCGCAGGACCUGCUGGCCAUCGAGGAUGAGAACAACACAUCCUGCUCGCUGUCGUCCAACUUCACGGACAGCAAGACUCUGGACGGUCGAACGCCCAUCGUGGUGUGAUUAGUUCCCCCGAUCUGCUUAAAUUGUGAUUUUGUUUACAGUCUUAGGAGCAACAGCAAACAGUUAGAGGAAAAGGAACAGCUUAAUGUUAAAUAUAGUGUUAAAUAAUG
Molecule: messenger RNA, 3644 nt
Organism: Drosophila ananassae
Lineage: Eukaryota; Metazoa; Arthropoda; Insecta; Diptera; Drosophilidae
Product: probable G-protein coupled receptor CG31760
Exons: 14
Coding region: 295-2895 (866 amino acids)
Biological process (GO): G protein-coupled receptor signaling pathway
Cellular component (GO): membrane
Molecular function (GO): G protein-coupled receptor activity
Source: RefSeq, a predicted model, not a curated record